Molecule: messenger RNA, 1308 nt
Organism: Nicotiana attenuata
Lineage: Eukaryota; Viridiplantae; Streptophyta; Magnoliopsida; Solanales; Solanaceae
Product: ervatamin-B
Exons: 2
Coding region: 43-1077 (344 amino acids)
Cellular component (GO): lysosome
Molecular function (GO): cysteine-type endopeptidase activity
Source: RefSeq, a predicted model, not a curated record
GAUGAUUGAACAGACAUCUCAGAGAAAAACUCAACUUUAGCAAUGAGAAAUGCUUACUUGAACUUUGUGCUUUUUUUCACCUUAUGUUGGCUCACAAAUGCAAGUGUUGAACUGCACAAGAAGAAGAAUCAUGGCUCAAAUCCUAUGCUGAAGAGGUACCAAGAUUGGCUACAACGACACAGUCGAAAAUAUGGAAGUAAAGAUGAAUGGAAUAUGCGAUUUGGGAUUUAUCAAUCCAAUGUUCAAUUUAUCGACUUCUUCAAUUCCCUCAACCUUUCUUACAACCUCACUGACAAUGCUUUUGCAGACAUGACAAACCUCGAGUUUAAAUCUAAGUAUUUAGGUUAUAAGAAACAUAAACAUUCAAAGCAAUUAGCAGCACCAAAUAUCACGUGUGACAGAUCUAGUUUGCCUAUCAGUGUCGACUGGAGAAAGAGUGGAGUUGUUACACGGGUCAAGGAUCAAAAAAAUUGUGGAAGCUGUUGGGCAUUCUCUGCAGUAGCAGCAGUUGAAGGCAUAAACAAGAUUAAAACAGGGAAAUUAGUGUCACUAUCAGAACAACAACUAGUGGACUGUGAUGUUUACUCAGACAACCAAGGAUGUAACGGAGGAUUCAUGGAAAACGCUUUUGCUUUCAUUAAGAAAAACGGUGGCAUUACAACUGAAAUAAAUUAUCCUUACGCAGGGAAAGACCAGAAAUGCAACACUACCAAAGCAAAACAACAUGCAGUUACAAUAAGUGGCUAUGAAAUGGUAGCCAAAAAUGAGGAAUCUCUUCAAGCUGCAGUUACCAAACAACCUAUAUCAGUGGCCAUUGAUGCAAGUGGCUAUGAUUUUCAGCUUUACGCUGGUGGGGUUUACUCUGGUUUUUGCGGAAAUAGCCUAAAUCAUGGAGUGACACUAAUUGGCUAUGGUGUAGAUGAUGGUGAGAAAUAUUGGCUAGUUAAGAAUUCAUGGGGUACUAUGUGGGGUGAAGAUGGUUAUAUCAAAAUUAAGAGGGGGUCAAAUGACAAAAAAGGAAUGUGUGGUAUUGCUAUGCAAGCUAGCUACCCUCUUAAGGAGGAGGAGGAGUCUUGAACCAUUAAUUUGCAAAAGAAGCCACAUGCCCGUAUAAAUUAGGCCAUAUCAGUAAUAGCUCUAUUGUGGUUACAUUUAUUUCUUUCAAUAAAAGAUAUGAUAACUGCUAUUCACUUGUGAGGUUUACAAUAGAGAAACUAGUAUCAGGACAUGAACGGUUGUAUUUAAUUAAGAAUCAAAAUUGAUUAAUGAAAAAUCUAUGACCAAUAUAAGAAAUCCAACUUUCUUCUU